This is a messenger RNA of Musca vetustissima, 4479 nucleotides long. It is a transcript of the gene Tep4, whose product is annotated as murinoglobulin-2. Gene Ontology annotation, cellular component: extracellular region. NCBI's taxonomy places the organism in Eukaryota, Metazoa, Arthropoda, Insecta, Diptera, Muscidae. The record is from RefSeq and is a predicted model, not a curated record. Gene Ontology annotation, molecular function: endopeptidase inhibitor activity. The transcript has 10 exons.
AUGAAUCGUCAACGUUGUUGUUCGACGUUGGGCCUCUUGGUGUUGGCCUUAAUGCAAAUAUUUGCAUGCUGUCGGGCCGAAGAAGGAGGCAAAUAUACCGUUAUCGCUCCCGGUACCAUACACUCCAAUGACAAAUAUACGGCAGCUGUGGCCGUACAUCACGUGGACUCUGCAUGCCAAAUAAAAGUGGGCAUUACCGGUCCCUCCUUUAAUGAAAGUAAAAUUGUUGAGGUCACAGGUUCGGAAAUAAAAGAAGUUGAGUUCGCAGUGCCCACCUUGGCUGAGGGUAACUACAAUCUAACAGCUGAGGGUGUCAAUUGUCUGGAGAAUUUUAAAAAUUCCACUAAAUUGAGUUAUGCCAAAUUUAACACCUACGUUCGGAUCCAAACCGACAAGGGUCUAUAUAAACCUGGUGACACCAUCAAUUAUCGGGUAUUGUUUUUGGAUAAGGAUUUGAAGCCAGCCGUGCCGGAAAAGGAUACUUUGAUAUGGUUGGAAGAUGGUAAACGAAAUCGCAUCAAGGAAUUGAAAAAUUUCGAAGUGGUCAAGGGGGUGCAUACGGGCCAAUUUAAAAUUUCCGAAUUUCCGGUAAUGGGUAAUUGGCGUGUGGUGGUGUCCAGCAAGGGUCAAUAUGAACGUUCCGUGUACUUUGAGGUGCAGAAAUAUGUCCUGCCGAAAUAUGUGGUAAAGGCUGAGGCCACCGAGUCGGUGUCGGUUAAGGAUGGUGAUAUGCAGGUUAUUGUUCGGGCCAACUACACCUAUGGCAAGCCCUUGAACGGCAAAGCCACCGUCAUCCUCAGCCUGGGAACCUACUACGACUUCGGUCGCAAUUCGGAAAAUGAAAAACAACAACCACCCAGCAUAAUACGCACCGGCGAUAUGAUCCAAGGCAAGGCCAAGAUUGAUCUGAAUGUCAAGGAGCUGGAGGCUUAUUUGCAUAGCAAAGAAUAUUCCACCUAUGCCAGUAUUGUGGCCACCGUGGAAGAGGAAUUUACAGGGGUGAAAAUCAACACCACCGCCAGUACCCAAAUCUACCCCUACCGCUAUGCCAUGCAUUGUGUCCAUUAUUAUGAAUGUAACUCCUUUGAGGCGGAUAAGGAAAAGGAGGUAAUGAUCCAGUUGACCUAUGUGGAUGGAUCACAUUUGAAGGACACAAAGACCCCAGUGGAAUUGGUAUACACCGAGGUGUUGGAAAAGAAUUCUUGGCAUCAGCCCCGCCAUAUGGAGGAUGAGGAGGUGACAACGACCCUAAUGCCACCGAUUUCGGGAAAUCUCAGUUACAGCUUCAAUGGUUUUAUGAAUGAGACAGGUUUCGUGACCUUCAAGGUAAAGCUGAGCGAUCUGAAGGAAUACGAGGGCUAUACCCAUUACUAUAACAUUGAGGCCAAAUAUCGGGAUGAAAAACGUGAUGUCAAUAAUGCCUAUCAAUACCGGGAACCCAAAAAGGUCGAUACACCAGCUGAGGAGUUGCCCAAGGAAUGGUUUAAAAUUGAGGAUAAAUAUUAUAAUAAUCGGUAGGUUUGGGAGACCCUUUCACUGGAUCUACAAAUAAGUGAUUUUUUUCUCCUUCUUUCUAGGCCCAAAUUAUUCCAGCCUGAACAUUUCACAGUGAACUCCAGCAAACCCCUGGCCUAUUUGGAUUAUAAUGUUAUUGCCCGGGGUAAUAUUGUCAAGUCGGGACAUAUCGAUUUACCUCAGAAGCCCAUGGUGCACAAUAUCACCAUCACACCGGAAUUGGUGUAUUCUCCACGGUUCUCGAUUUAUAUUUAUUAUAUUGAUGAGCAGGGUGAAUAUCACUAUGCGGAGGAUACCUAUUAUAUUGACUACGAAUUGGAGAAUAAGAUCAACAUCACUGCCGCCGAGCAGGUCAAACCCGGCCAAGAAGUUGCCUUGAAAAUUAAGACAGCCCCCAAUUCGUUUGUCGGCCUCAUGGCUGUGGACCAAAGUGUUCUGCUCUUGAGAUCGAACAAUGAUAUUCGUGCCAGUGAAUUCGGCUGGACUGUGGGUUCUUAUGUCACGCGCACCCCUCAUCAGGGUGGCUAUUCUUAUUAUCCUGGUACCAUUGCCGGUUGUAUUACCCUGACAAAUGGUGAUUAUUUCUAUAAUUGGACCAAACCGGAUUAUAUGACAAGUGAGUUUAUAGCGCACCGAAAAUAUGCGUCAUCGACCACAUUAAAGGUAUGUUUUUGUUUUAGUAGUGCCAUUUGCGGCCCAUCAGGUGCUGCUGGAUUUGCUGGAGCUGCGGGAGGUUUUGGUGGUAGUGGCGCUGUACAGGUUCGCAAAGAUUUUGCAGAGACCUGGAUAUUUGAUAAUAUUGAAAAUACUGACAAGGAAGAAUUUACCUGGUCCAAGAAAAUACCCGAUACCAUUACCUCAUGGAUGUUGACCGGCUUUGCCAUGAACAGUGAAAAGGGUUUGGCGGUGACGGGUGAUAAAACCAAGAUUACGACCUUCCAGCCAUUCUUUAUUUCCAUACGUCUGCCAUAUUCCGUUAAGAGAGGUGAGGUCAUCAACAUCCCCGCCCUGGUCUUCAAUUAUUUGGACAAAACCCUCGAUGUUGAGGUCACCUUGGAUAAUAGCGACAAUGAAUUUGAAUUUACCGAAAUCACCAACGAAGUAAUUGGCGAUCAAUCACGCACGAAGAUGGUUCGAGUACCUGCUAUGGGUGCCGCCGGGGUUGCCUUUAUGAUCCGCCCUAAAGUUUUGGGCAAUGUCAUGUUGAAGUACACCGCCAUUUCUCCAGUGGCCGGUGAUGCCGUCCACAAAUCGAUGAAGGUUGUACCCGAAGGUGUUACUAAAUAUGGCAAUCGGGCCUUCUUUGUCAAUCUCAACAAGGAGGCGGAAAUUAAAUCGUCCUUCGAACUGGAAUUGCCUGCGGAGAUUAUACCUGAUUCGCAACAUGUUGAGGUCGGGGUUGUGGGUGAUAUUUUGGGUCCCGUCGUCAAUAAUCUCGACAAUUUGGUACGCCUACCCACCGGCUGUGGUGAACAGACCAUGUCCACACUGCUGCCGAAUUAUUUAGUUAUGAAAUAUUUGGAGAACACCAAACGCCUGACCCCCAAUAUGGAAACGAAGUUACGUUACAACAUGGAAACUGGCUACCAACACAUGCUCAACUAUCGCCAUCCCGAUGGCUCUUUCAGCUCCUUUGGACCCCAUAAACUUAAUGGCCAGCUGAAUAAUGGUUCCACCUGGCUGACAGCCUAUGUGACCAGAUCCCUAAUCCAAUUGCAGGACUACAUCAAAGUUGAUCCGAAAAUCAUUGAAAACUCCUUGGAAUACCUGGUCCAUCAACAGGCCAAAAAUGGUUCAUUUACGGAAAAAUCUCAAGGCUUCUUCUAUGCGGCCCAAGCCAAUCACGUGUCCCUCACAAGUUCGGUCCUAUUGGCCCUGCUGGAAAAUAAAACCUAUGCUGAGAAAUAUUCGCAAGAAAUCUCAAAGGCUUUGGAGUUUAUUAACGAGAAUUCGGAGAAAUCUGAAUCCCUUCAUGCCCAGGCUAUUGCCACCUAUACCCUGGAUAGGGCCCACCAUGCCAAAGCCCCAGAGAAGUUGACAAAAUUGAAUUCUUUGGUCAAAACUGAUGGUGAUCGUAAAUGGUGGUCAAGCUCGGAUAGACCUCUGACGCGUAGAUGGUGGCUAUAUGUCUACAGCAGUGAUGUGGAAAUUAGCUCCUAUGCCUUGCUAACCCUCCUCAAUCAACCCUCACCCAAUAUGGAUGAAAUUCUGCCCAUAAUUAGAUGGCUCAUUGCCCAGCGUAAUAGCUAUGGUGGUUUUGCCUCCACCCAGGACACUGUGGUGGGUCUCCAGGCUCUCAUAAAAUUCGCCAAAUUAGCUGACUAUGAACCGGCAAAAAUGGUCGUGGACAUAGCCUCCAAGGGUGCCGACAAAGAGAAACAGGAAACCCUCAAGCUCACCGAGGAAAAUGAUAUUCUCUAUCAAAAUGUGGAGAUGCCCGAUAAAACCAAAUCCGUGGAGUUCUCAGCCAAGGGUAGUGGCGCUGCCAUGGUCCAAAUUGCCUAUCAAUAUAAUAUCCUGGAAAAGGAACAGCCCAGUUUUGAGAUUACCACCGAAAAACAAAAGACCGGUCAAAAAUCCGCCCUGCUAAUGAAUGUCUGUGUGGAAUAUAAGGGUGAGGGUGAAGCUUCAAAUAUGGCAGUGUUGGAAAUUAAUACCCCCUCGGGAUAUGUGGUCGAAGAUGAAAGUCUGCCCGCCAUCAAGGAGGUGAAGAGAGUUAGUAACGUUGAAUUGAAAAAUUCCAACUCUCUGCUGGUAAUCUACUUCGAUCAUUUGUAUAAGGAUCAAAAGACCUGUAUUCUGUACGAGGCCAUUCGUGCCCAUGCUGUUGCUAUGCAAAAACCUGCUGUCAUCCGGGUCUAUGAUUAUUACGAUUCGAAUAAGAAGGCAACCGAUUUUUAUGAAGUUGAAUCGAAACUCUGUGAUAUUUGUGAAGGCGAAGAGGAGUGCAGUAAAUGCAAAUAA